CAUUGUUUAUUCAUACGUAUUUUAGCUUCUCUGGUUUCAUAAAUUUGGUGAAUAAUACUUUUCCUCGUUUUCCUGUAUAACCUAUUCAAAAUUAAUAUCUUGCUCUAAUGAUUUCAAUGAACCUCUUACUAUUUUCAAGAGCGCGGUAUAUUGUAGUAAUGAAUCUUUCGUUCACCAUACCCUUCACCUCAUACUACAUUCGGUCAGUCCACAAACUUCUCUUCGCAACAACUCCUUUCAUAUUUCUUUUUUGAAAGAGAGAAAGAAAGAAAGAAAGAAACCAAAGUCAGAUUUAGGUCUUCCAGUGUUGCUCAAAUCGAUUCUGUAUUCGUGCAGAUUUGUCAUCGGUUUGAACAUACAUAUAAUCAAGCUGAAGAUAGUAUUCCUGAAAAAUUUGCACUUUUGGAGAGGUAGUGGUGGACGUAAGAACGAUAUGAAGAAGAAAGAGUUGAAAAAGCGAAAGGAUGAUGUGAAAGUUGCUUUGAUAAAUUCCGACUUGGACGAUUUAUCCCAAUGCGGUAGAACGGGACAUGGGUUUCUUAUGAAAAGCUUUCGAAAGCCAGCUUGGACCCUUCUGUGUGGAAUUUCUCCGCGGGACAGAAUGGAAUGCCUCGCGAAAUCGGCGGUUCAAUCCUCCUACGCAGAUCAAGUUCAAGUCCUCUUGGAUUCAGAGCGUUCUUUUUUCCAAUAUAGGCUGAAUCCAAUUUUACUUCGGAAAUAUCGUUCACAACUCAUCAAAUUACUAAGCACUCUAUUUAAGCGCUACCCAGAGCUUUGCUACUAUCAAGGUCUUCAUGAUAUAGCUCAGAUUGUGUUGCUUACGGUCCCUUAUUCUCAUGCACUUCCAUUAAUGGAGUACCUAAUGUUUCACCGUCUACGAGAUUUUAUGCUUCCGACUCUCGACGCCACGAUUAAGCAGCUACACCUCGUUUUGGAGAUUAUUCGAUACCGUGACUUCACACUAUACGAGUAUUUGAAAAAGGCCGAUGUCCAAUGCUAUUUCGCAUUAUCUUGGCUCAUUACGUGGUUUGCUCAUGAUAUCUCUGACAUUUCUGUUGUAGGCAGAUUGUUUGACUUUUUUAUAUCCUCCCAUCCAUCUGCGGUUGUGUAUACCUGUGCUCAGAUUGUUAUAGACGAUCGAAAGAAAAUAAUAGACCUUUUAUUGGACAAUAAUGGAGCAGAUAUACUCCAUACUUAUUUGUGUAAAUUACCAUCGAAAGUCCAUGUUGAACAGCUCAUCCAAAAUACUUGCGCGACAAUGUCUAGUGUCGAUAUCACUUCCUUGCCGCUGGAUAAGCUUAAUAUAUCUCGUUUUAGCUCCCUUCGGAAUCAAGGUCAGCCUUGGGAAUACUCCCUAGAUAAGAACGGUAUAGUUGUAUUCCGACUACUACGUGCUGAUCAUCACGACAAUGGCAUUUUUAAACAGGAUUGGAAAUUACCAUUAUUUUUACACGAGAAUAUAUUUACUGGAUGUAAUAUGAUAACAGCAAUAACAGUUAUUGGUGUUGGUAUCGUGGCCUCUCAACUAAUGCCAAAGUUUUCUGCUAACUAAUGAACGAGGUCUCUUCCAAUCUCAGUUUCCUAAGAUGCGGAUUUUUUGUAUCCAACUUUUCAAUCUUCUUCUUAAUUUAAUACUCUACUACUUAUUUAAUUUGGUUCAUCUUUUAAUCCCGCAUUUGAUUGAUCAUAAAAUUCUGCCAAAUAGCGUCGGUAUUUACUUUUGUUUCUUUGCAAUGUCUUUUUUUCUGGAAAUGGUUCAUUCUGGGCGUCUUUUGUUUUUCCUUUUUCAUUAUCGUUAGUUUUUUACUAAUAUUCUUUUUUUCGUUCUGGAAAUCCAUAAUGAAUAGUUAUCCAAUUGAUAUCUAAUAAUUUUGCAUUUAGGAUUGUUAAUUAUAUAAAUAUCUGUGUUCAAAUGUUAUAUGAGAAAGACAAGAGCACGCUUUUAGAUUGGUAAACUACUGCUUGGUUCAUUAUUCAGUUACAUUUAUCCUCUCACAUGAAAGUCAAAAUAUACAAAGAUAUUCAAUAGACUAUUUAGAUAGCAGGAUAUAAGUCAUUUCUUCGUAGCAAGGGAAUAAACUUUCGUACAUGUUGUACGAGGUUUAAAUCAACGUCAGCGAAAAUGAGGCCAUUAGGAGAUGCAAGAUCACUGUAUUGAGCAACAACAGUCCCUAAAAAUGUUAGUAAAUAAAUUAAUACCUUCAAAAAUACGAGGCUAAGCUGACAUACCCCAAGGAUCGACGAUCUAUAGAUAACGACUAGGUUAGUAAAUUACACAUAUACAAAUAUAAAAGUGCGUACCAUUGCAUGACCAUAACUAGCCCUUUUCUCGUUGUGGCUACCACCUUGAGCAGGAGCAAAAAUGUAAGAUUGAGCAUCAAGCGCACGAGCCCUAAGCAAAACUUCCCAAUGCGCAGCUCCUGUCUUUUGUGUAAAGGCACUUGGGUAUGUUAUUAUAUCUGCACCCAAGUUACGGAGCUUCAAGGCAUGCUCUGGAAAUCGCAAAUCAAAACAUAUAGCUGAUCCGACUUUUCCUAAUGAAGUCAGAAAAGGAGGAACGAUUGCGUUUCCAGGUACAGUACUAUUUGACUCCUUCAAAACAGGACCGUUUGCAAUAUCAACGUCGAAUAAAUGAGCUUUGCUGUAUCGCUGAACAAUUCCCUUGUCGGGCUCGAUAAGAAGGGAGCUGUUUAGUAGCUUGUUUUCGAUAGGGGAAGGUUCAUGGACUCCAAUCUAUAAGAAAGAAAGUAAGAAAAUAAUAGAUUCAAAAAUAAACACGGAAUUUACAUACCUGUACGCAAAUCGAAUGCUGUUUGGCUUCAGCGCAUAUUUGUUUCACAAAAGCUGAACAGUCUGGAUGACAACUUAAUUCUAAA
Schizosaccharomyces octosporus yFS286 is the source of this 2876-nucleotide messenger RNA. Its product is annotated as GTPase activating protein Gyp10. Gene Ontology annotation, molecular function: GTPase activator activity. NCBI's taxonomy places the organism in Eukaryota, Fungi, Ascomycota, Schizosaccharomycetes, Schizosaccharomycetales, Schizosaccharomycetaceae. Gene Ontology annotation, biological process: positive regulation of GTPase activity; endoplasmic reticulum to Golgi vesicle-mediated transport. The record is from RefSeq and is a predicted model, not a curated record. Gene Ontology annotation, cellular component: endoplasmic reticulum membrane. Bases 434 to 1552 code for a protein of 372 amino acids. The transcript has 3 exons.